AUGAAAGGCACCUGGGAGCGCAUCGAUCUGCCUCCGGUGCCUCGCUCGUCCCAUUCCCUUGAUAUCAUCUCGGGCUGCGCCUACAUCUUCGGCGGCGAGACCAACACCCACGAGACCGCCGACAAUGACAUGGUCGAACCCGCAGAGAAAGAGAGUGACGACGAGUUUGAAGACGCCGAGGAGGCAGCGAAGCCGACGGCCGCGGACAAGGGCAAAGGGCGGGCUACGGACGACAGACUGGGCCAGGUCCCGCCGCCCCGAGUCGGGCAUGCAACCGCCGUCAUCGGAUCCCGCAUCUUCCUGUUCGGCGGCCGAGGCAGCGACAUGAAGCCCCUCGACGAAGGUGGCCGCGUCUGGGUCUUUGAUACUCGCACCCGUCUCUGGACCUACCUCGACCCCGUCCCGGCUGUCAAGGGCGGGUCCAUCAUCCCUCACCCGGCACCACGAUGCUAUCACAGUGCCACUGCAACAGAUCGGCCCCGCGACUUUGCGCCUCCCCCGCCGACGAAGCCAAAGUCCUGGCAGGAGUGGGCGCUUGGUGAUAUCUCCAAGACGGGCAUCCCGCAAGAUCCCGUUGUUGGUAACGUUGCCGAGAGUGCAAUUGACGAGGAAACAAGCGGCUACGGCACCUUCUUCGUGCAUGCCGGCUGUCUUGCCAGCGGUGAUCGUACCAGUGAUCUCUGGGCCUUUGACGUCCACUCGCGCAUGUGGACUGAGCUGCCUGCCGCGCCGGGACCUGCUCGCUCAGGCACCUCGAUCUGCAUCAGCAAGAGCCGAAUCUUCCGCUUCGGUGGAUACGACGGACAGAACGAGCUCGGGGGCCAGAUUGACUUUUUGCAUCUCGAGGUGGAAAUGUUCGACGACCGCGUAACUCGCGGCGAGGUGGCUGUUCGAGCCCGCGGCAGCUGGCAGUCCAUCUUGGAGAACGCUCCCGAGGCCUCGUCGCACGAAAUAGCUUCAGAGAACGUCCAGGCCUGGCCCGCGCCACGAAGCGUCUCAUCACUCGAGGCCAUCACCUUUGGUGGCGGCACCGAGUACCUCGUGCUGACCAUGGGUGAGGCAAGCCCUGGCACAGAGGGCCACGCCGGCAAGUCGCACAACGACGUCUGGGUGUUCCAGGUCCCGCCGGUGGGCAUGACCGCUGCGAGCUUCACUGCGGCCAUGUUCUCGGCUGUGGGACGCAAGACGGGUGAGGGCAAGUGGACAAAGGUGACCAUGGUGCCUUAUGACGACGAGGUGCUGGAGAUGCCGAGGGGACGGGGUUGGCUGGCGAGCGCGCCGAUGUCUGAUUUGGAGGAGACGGGCAUUGUCAUUUGGGGUGGAGUGGAUGAUGUCAACAGGCGGCGUGGCGAGGGAUGGAUCUUGCGGCUUGCUUGA
Molecule: messenger RNA, 1377 nt
Organism: Trichoderma citrinoviride
Lineage: Eukaryota; Fungi; Ascomycota; Sordariomycetes; Hypocreales; Hypocreaceae
Exons: 2
Coding region: 1-1377 (458 amino acids)
Molecular function (GO): protein binding
Source: RefSeq, a predicted model, not a curated record